Molecule: messenger RNA, 552 nt
Organism: Panicum virgatum (switchgrass)
Lineage: Eukaryota; Viridiplantae; Streptophyta; Magnoliopsida; Poales; Poaceae
Exons: 3
Coding region: 1-552 (183 amino acids)
Source: RefSeq, a predicted model, not a curated record
AUGGGAGGGAUGCGCUCACCUAUGCCGUACCGGGAGGGCCCUCUUGCUUAUGAGCCGGCGAUUUUCUGCAGAUGCGACAGGAAGGCGCCCCGUUGGAUCUCAUGGAGCGAUGAUAAUCCGGGGCGCAGGUAUCUCAGAUGCAUUGCCGCAUGGACAAUCAAUGAUUGUAGUUUCUAUGCAUGGUUUGAUGGGGAGCACACGCCAUUUUUGAAGAACUUGCUUUUGGAUCUUCGUGAUGCUGUUUGGAACCUAAGGAAUGAGAAUGCCCAACUAAAGCAACUGAAUUUGCAAGGCACUGGUGAUGUUGUUUGCAACUUGAGGAGGGAGAAUGCUCAUCUAAAGCAGAUGAAUGAAGAGUUACAGAGGAGCAAUGAAGUUAAGGAGGCUGGCAUGAAGGCAAAGAUUAAAGAGUUGGAGGACAAGGAUGUUGCAUUGGGAACUAUGGCCACCAUGUUAAGAUCUGGGAGUAGAUGUAGCUCAUGUAGCUGGGUUUGGGUUGUUGCAGGUUUUCUAUGUGGCCUGUGUUUUGGCCUGAUGUUUGGUGCAAUGUGA